CUACAAACCUGCAUCUUUUUUACUGUUCAACCAACGAUGUCAUACUACUCUUCUGAAACGCCACCUUCAGCUAGUUUUACGGGGUAUCCACCCGCACCUGCAAGUCCGAAUACCACUAAUAACUUCGGGGCGCAUGCUGCUGGCCCCAGCAAUGCGUCGGCGACGUUUAACUAUCCUCCACCUGGUACAAAUAUAUCACCACACCAAAUCCAGAGUAGUUCAUAUACGUCUUUGAGCCCAAAUCAAUACACCCCCACGUCAUAUUCGCACAUGCAACCAUCACAGGCCCAUGCACAGCAAUACGGACAUAGCUCGCUAGCCCUGCCGGGCAUGUAUAGCGCACCGAAUAUACACUAUCAAGCACCACCACCACAAGUCACACAAGCUCAACAACCACCACAGCAGCAGUCUUUUUUCCAUGCCCAGCAACCGUAUGCACAGACUAGUACACAGUCCAUGCAGCAAGCAUACGCACAACCCAAUGCACAACCUGUUUAUGGACAGAUUCACAAUGCUAACGCGGACAUGGGUAGCUACAAACCAGCACCAAUACCGACUACACACUCUGGCCCACCUCCAGCCGGUUACCCGUCUGCAUCUAUGGCAAAUGGUGUGCCGCAACAAAAUGUGUCAACGGGUUACAACCCAAGUCAGUCAUACUAUAAUCAUGAUGAAAGCACAUUUGCUCCUGCUACACAAAGCACUGGUGCUGGUGUGGGCGCAGGUGCAUACGUACCUACCGGCGGGAGCUAUAGCAACGAAAGCUCGUGUAAGAAAUGCCACGGUCAGGGGCUGACUGAGAAGCCACACAAGGAGUGUAAGAAGUGUGGUAUGUCACAUUACGCACACAAAAAACAGCAACAACAGCAACAACAGCAAUCGUCGGGCCAAGGCGGCGGUGCAGAGCCGAAGUGCAAAAAGUGCAUGGGAAUGGGUGCUGGUAUGACAAAGGCAUGUAAGGAAUGUGGCAAGACAUAUCUGACCGGUGCAGCAGCUAUGCUUGGAGGCGGGGCGGGAAAUGGGGGCAGUGGUGGAGGGAGUUUAUCAGGCCUGGCUAAGCUCGGAGGGUCUGGCGGAGGCGGCUUGUCGUCGUUGUUAGCUUUAGCCAAGAAGUGAUCGACUAUCAAGCAGUUUUAAUUGGCAAUACUUGCAGUACAUAUUGCACUGAGGAAGACCUUGGUUGUUUAUUAAGUGAUGACUUCAGCCCAACUAAUCGCUCUAUGCCAAAAACAGUACUGCUUGAGUAUUAGGGUACGUCUUUGUGCAUUCCAAAGCAAUCGAUUCUUUAGUAUUUUUAUUGCUUAUUCGUACAAUGCCGGCACUAGCAGCAGUGCUAAGUACGCAGUACAAACCUUUUAGAAGAUAAACUACAGACUGCUAGAUGAGUCAUGGAAUAUACAGAACAGCGAAUACAAUCGAUAGCUCGCAUCUGACUGUCGCUUCUAGGAG
Molecule: messenger RNA, 1449 nt
Organism: Sphaeroforma arctica JP610
Lineage: Eukaryota; Ichthyosporea; Ichthyophonida
Exons: 1
Coding region: 37-1116 (359 amino acids)
Source: RefSeq, a predicted model, not a curated record